Messenger RNA from Gossypium arboreum, 747 nucleotides. RefSeq names its product protein MAINTENANCE OF MERISTEMS-like. Gene Ontology annotation, biological process: meristem development; meristem maintenance. Bases 1 to 747 code for a protein of 248 amino acids. NCBI's taxonomy places the organism in Eukaryota, Viridiplantae, Streptophyta, Magnoliopsida, Malvales, Malvaceae. The transcript is spliced from 5 exons. The record is from RefSeq and is a predicted model, not a curated record.
AUGGGUUCUUUGAUUGAUAAUACAAAUCACAUAUCAAGUACCAUUAAUGAGAUGGAGCCGUACCGCGUAUUGAGAGGCCGUGUUAAUAGUAUAGGGUUUCGGCCAGAUGAACGCCUAAUACCGUUCUUGGAGUUAGCCGGGUUUGGAUCAGUGGCAUUGAUCCGGACUUUUGAUCUGCGAUAUGACUUGAUUUCCGCUUUAGUCGAGCGAUGGCGUCCGGAGACCCACACAUUUCAUUUGCCGUGCGGGGAGUGCACCAUCACUCUAGAAGACGUUGCACUACAGCUCGGGCUCCCCAUCGACGGGAACUCGGUCACGGGCAUAAGUUCGAUCUCCAGGCCGGCAACCCUUUGCUAUAAAUUACUUGGACGCUCGCCAAGUGAGGGGAAAUUUGCCAGUGGUGUACUUAUGCCGGAUUCAAACGAUAGUACGAUUCACUUGAUGUACUUACCCCUAUUAUCUAAUUUGCAUAACACCCGUUCAUACAGUUGGGGUUCCGCAGUGUUAGCCAUGUUGUAUCGUGAACUUUUUCGGACGACAGAUCCUUCUGCGAUGGACAUAGGCGAAUGCCUCAUACUGCUAUGGAGCACAAAUCCAGGUAUCGGGAGGUCAUACAUGGUUUUGAUAUACCAUCUGAUGAUUGAGAAUCAUUCUGGAGAAGGGAAAUUAUGGCGGUUAUUCCCUCUUCUACCUGCGUCCACUCAAACUUAUGGUGCAUUAGCGCACCCGUUAUCAAUUUUCAAAUAG